Gigantopelta aegis is the source of this 3480-nucleotide messenger RNA. RefSeq names its product Krueppel-like factor 4. Lineage: Eukaryota; Metazoa; Mollusca; Gastropoda; Neomphalida; Peltospiridae. Gene Ontology annotation, molecular function: DNA-binding transcription factor activity, RNA polymerase II-specific; RNA polymerase II cis-regulatory region sequence-specific DNA binding. Gene Ontology annotation, biological process: regulation of transcription by RNA polymerase II. The transcript has 7 exons. The record is from RefSeq and is a predicted model, not a curated record. The coding region runs from base 559 to 1713 and encodes 384 amino acids.
AAAAUAAAUAACCCCCCCAAAAAUCCCACGCCCAAAAACAAAACAAAAUAAGAAAGAAAGAAAAAAAAAAAAAAAAAAGAAGCAAAAAAAGAACCUGUUUGUUUUAAUGUACUAAUUUGAAUGGCACAGGCAACAAAUGAACUACAUACAUGUAUUAUACCAAUAAAAAUAAAAUAUUUUAAUGUUAACCUUUUACUGCAAACACUAUCAAAUUAUAGCCCGUAAUAUAAGCUGCUGAAACAAAUGUCACGAAAGAGAGACGCAGCAGCGAUUGUCUUGCUGUUUUAACUACCAAAGGUGUGGCCGUGUUUUUUUAAAGAUGUCCAACUUAGGAAACACAGCAAGGGUGUGCCGCUGAAGAACUCCGAUAAAGUUGACGUCUGAACGGGCUGAACACCGGGGUGGGGAGGACACACUGCAUGUGGAUGCCUCCUCCAGCUUUCCCGAGGAAUUCCGAAUGUUUGAGAUGCUAAUGUCCCCAGAAGCGGCACUAUUGAAUCGGGAGAUUGAGGCAGGGAUGUAAACUUUGUCAUUUAGCAUUGCCGAACGUUAACCGACAUGACCGAAGAUUCUCAGCCAGCAACCUCCAAUCACUCGGGCACUGACUUUCACAACAGCUCGUUUCCUAGUGACGCUGACAACACCUCCUGCAGUAGUAGCAGCAGUCCACGCUGCCUUUCUCCGGGCAACUACCACCAGCAUGUGGAAUAUACUCCCCGUCAUGACACUCUCAUCGAUCAGUUACCAGAGGACAACGAAAACAAUGAUGAUGAUUUUGAUGCCAAUGCCGCCGCCGAUGACAACAACAGUAUUAACAUGUUAAACACCGACUCUAACCCUCACAGACUCUGCUCAGAUUCUAAGGUUUCCUUGAUAAAACUAAGUCAGAUACGAUCAGCAUUUGCGAACCGUGAGCCGCACCCUAGUUCACCAGGAACGAUCGCACAGAUGUUUGCCCUGAAAAAACGCUUGAAGGCGGAAGCGAUGAAUGGUGCGUUUGUUCACCUCGGUGUCGAGGGGGACCAGAACUCUGCUGCCAUGAGCUGUGCAUCCUCCUCGGACCGCGUGUUCUCCUCUGUGAUGUCCAUCAAGCAGGAGCCCAUGGAGGAGGAAGUCUCCGAGAAACGCUCACUGGCCUCACACAAGGACGGAAAGCCGAUUCAGACAGAGCCAGUUGACCUGUCCAUCAACAAGCGUCCAUUAGGACCUGACGAUGUGCUGGACAUUCACCAAGGCUUGGACCUUCGGGUUGGGCGAAAAGAUGAUGACCACCCGAAUGUAACAGUAGAUUCUGUAAACAAGAUCGGCUCCGCAGCUCUUUUAUCACUGAGGAGAAUAAAGGAAGCAUCAGAACAGUUUAAAUAUUUGGAGAACGGUGGCAGUAAAAGUCCGUACAGUGUGUCAUCGAUCACCAAGUGUGACCCGUACUCCCAGUCCCAGGCCGAGAAGAAGCGGCGAGUUCACCGGUGUGAUUUUGACGGCUGUAUGAAGGUUUACACGAAGAGUUCGCAUCUUAAAGCUCACCGGAGAACACACACAGGUGAAAAACCCUAUGUAUGCAACUGGGAAGGCUGCACAUGGCGGUUUGCGCGGUCCGACGAGUUGACACGACACUACAGAAAACACACGGGUGACAAGCCAUUCAAGUGUCACGUGUGUGACAGAGCAUUCUCCCGAUCCGACCACCUGUCACUCCACAUGAAGAGACACUGAAGGUGAAGCAGGGUAAAAUGCAUUACGGUCAUGCUUACGUGUAAAGUUGACCAAGUCACUGUGGUUAAUGAGUCGGGAACUGUGAACAGCGGACUCUGUCGUUACGACGUGGCUGUUCCAAGGUGCUCACUAAACACUGUCUCCUCAUGAUCAUCGUUCACCUAGUGGUUGUCUCCCCUGUUGCAAUGUGUGUCAGCUGUUCUCCCAUUAGAACAUGUGUCAACUGUCCUCCCAUUAAAACUUGUCAACAGUUCCAUUAGAACAUGUCAACAGUUUGAUUAGAACAUGUCAACAGUUUGAUUAGAACAUGUCAACUGUUCUCCCAGUAAAACGUGUCAACAGUUCCAUUAGAACAUGUCAACAGUUUGAUUAGAACAUGUCAACUGUUCUCCCAGUAAAACGUGUCAACAGUUCCAUUAGAACAUGUCAACAGUUCCAUUAGAACAUGUCAACAGUUCCAUUAGAACAUGUCAACAGUUCCAUUAGAACAUGUCAACAGUUCCAUUAGAACAUGUCAACAGUUUGAUUAGAACAUGUCAACUGUUCUCCCAUUAAAACGUGUCAACAGUACCAUUAAAACAUGUGUCAACUGUUCUCCCAUUAAAACGUGUCAACAGUUCCACUAGAACAUGUGUCAACUGUUCUCCCAUUAAAACAUGUCAACAGUUCCAUUAGAACAUGUGUCAACUGUUCUCCCAUUAAAACAUGUCAACAGUUCCAUUAGAACGUGUGUCAACAGUUCCAUUAGAACAUGUGUCAACUGUCUCCCAUUAAAACAUGUCAACAGUUCUAUUAGAACAUGUGUCAACAGUUCCAUUAGAACAUGUGUCAACUGUUCUCCCAUUAAAAACAUGAGUCAGCUGUUCUGUUAGAAAAUGUGUCAACUGUUCUCCAGUUAGAGCAUGUGUCAACUGUUCUAUAAGAAUGGGUGUCAGUUGUUCUGUUCACCUGUUUUUCUGUUAGAACAUGUGUCAACUGCUCUCCUGUUGGAAUGAGUCAACUGUUCUGUUAGAACACAUGUCAACUGCUCUAAUGUUGGAACGAGUCAACUGCUUUAAUGUUGGAACGAGUCAACUGUUCUGUCAGAACAUGUGUCAACUGCUCUAAUGUUGGAACGAGUCAACUGCUCUAAUGUUGGAACGAGUCAACUGCUCUCCUGUUGGAAUGAGUCAACUGUUCUUCUGUUAGAACAUGUGUCGACCUCACUGUACUGCCUGUGCAAGAACUUGUGUGACGUGGACAAUGUGUUGACAACCACAACAACAACAACAACGCUGUGACUGCAGUCUUUCAAGCUACAAUCAAGCACUACCUGUAGCUAUAUGUAUUUAUAGCUACUGUUUUCAUGACUACUUAAUGAAAAUAGAUGUCCGUUUUGGACAGAUAGGUUAUGUAUAUGUUUUUAUAUCUACAAGAAAGGAACGUUUUGAGUUUCACUUCUGUUUUGUUUUAUGAAAAAGAAAAACAUUCAGGAGGUGAAAACCAAAUUUUGUUUGUGACAUUAAUAUAUUAUCAGAGAAGUAGAAAUAUAUCUGUGGUUGUGAGUUUUGUUUAAGUAGUAUAACCCUGGAAAAAGUUUGAAAACAGCUAUCUUGUUUUAAGGUUAGCAACUUGUGUUUUAGUACUGGAUAUGCUGGAAGGAUAUGAAGAGUUUAGGCGCAAAACACGAUAUAUCCAUUUUUCAUUUUCAGUAAAAAUUACUUUUUUAAUGGGCAUAUAUCGCAUUUUGAUGAAAAAAAAGGGAUUUACUCAAUACAAUUUCAUAAG